CUUUAGGAGAAGUUCAUUCCCGCCGUUGUACAGCCUUUAGCGUACGUUUUUAGCCUUUUUUGUUUCUUCGUUUAGGCAUUUCUGCCUGUUGAAUGUCUAAGUUGUCUUCUAGGAGCCAGGGCUUGCGUAAGGCUGCAGCUGUAUGAAGAAGUCAAAACCUGGUGUCAGAAAGGACUGCAAAUUGACUACAAUAACAAGCAGUUACUCGACUUAUGGACCAAAAGCGUCGGUGAGCUGAAUGAUGCAGUGCAAGAAACAAACCAAAAGGAGGAUAUGAGCAGCCAUAUAAGUCCCUCAGAGAAAAGUCAAGACAUACGAAAUGUCUCAUACAUAGAUGAAAUCUGUCCAGACGACACUCAAGAGGUCAUCAGUCUCAAGCAAGAUCUGCAAAUUGCCAAAGCAGCCAAAGACAAAUAUGGAGAAGGAGCUGCUUACAAUAAUCUUGGUUUCGUGUAUCACUGCCUUGAAGAAUUUAGGAAAGCCAUUGAGUUCUACAAACGUUCUCUAAACCUUUUCAAAGAAACGGGAAGCAGGGUUUCAGAGGGGGAAAAUUAUUGCAACCUCGGUAAUGCUUAUCAAGAGUUAGGAAAUUUCAUAAAAGCUAUCGAGUACCAACAACUUGCAUUAGAAAUUAGAAAAGAGGUGGGCGAUAAGGAUGGAGAGGGAGUCAGUUAUUGCAAUCUUGGUGCUGCUUAUAACGGCGUUAUGGAAACUGCAUUUGGAUUUAGUUCAAGUUGUUGA
Messenger RNA from Stylophora pistillata, 741 nucleotides. RefSeq lists its product as uncharacterized. Lineage: Eukaryota; Metazoa; Cnidaria; Anthozoa; Scleractinia; Pocilloporidae. The record is from RefSeq and is a predicted model, not a curated record. Gene Ontology annotation, molecular function: protein binding.